Messenger RNA from Gymnodraco acuticeps, 643 nucleotides. RefSeq names its product lactose-binding lectin l-2-like. Bases 61 to 543 code for a protein of 160 amino acids. The record is from RefSeq and is a predicted model, not a curated record. Gene Ontology annotation, molecular function: signaling receptor activity. NCBI's taxonomy places the organism in Eukaryota, Metazoa, Chordata, Actinopteri, Perciformes, Bathydraconidae. The transcript has a single exon.
CAAAUAAACUCAACCGACAACCAACCCUUCACCCUGCUCCUGUGACGGAGAGACAUCAUCAUGCUGUUGUUCUUCUUCCUGUUGGGUCUGGCUCUGGGUGCUGUGUCUCCUUCAGAUGAGCCUCAAGUGAAGCUUGAGCGUGGCAGCUGUCCUAUGUUCUGGUUCUCCUUCAACGACCGCUGCUACAAGUACAUCGCCGCAUAUUUGACCUGGGCUGAAGCAGAGUUCCACUGUGUUUCACAGGGAGGCAACCUGGUGUCUAUCCACAGUCAGGCCGAAGAGGAUUUUGUCAGAUCACUGAUCAAGAGCUUUGACCCUACUGAGGGAUGGACCUGGAACGGACUCAGUGACGUCCACCACGAAGGAAGAUGGAUGUGGUCUGAUGGGUCUGCAGCCAAGUUAUUCUUUUGGAAUUCAGGACAGCCAGACAAUAAAGGAGGACAUCAAAACUGUGUCAACACCAACUAUUAUCAGAAAUGGGACGAUUUGGGAUGUCAUUUUUCUUAUCCCUCAGUUUGUGCAUCUCGCAUAACUUGUCCUUAGCAACUGAGAUGUUAUAUAUGUUUGAUUGAACCAGGUCACUGUAAAACUGUUACUCUGUUAACAUGCUUUGGACCACAAUAAAGACAUGAAUGUACACUUA